Molecule: messenger RNA, 1992 nt
Organism: Chiloscyllium plagiosum (whitespotted bambooshark)
Lineage: Eukaryota; Metazoa; Chordata; Chondrichthyes; Orectolobiformes; Hemiscylliidae
Source: RefSeq, a predicted model, not a curated record
UGUUUUGCUUUUUCCUGUUUUGUGCAGUGUUGGAACACUGUAUCACGUACUGCUUGAAGGAAGAAAAGAUUGUGAAUGAGUGGAUUGCUUUCAGCAUGACACGGGUUGGAUUUGCCCUGAAUGCAGGAAAUGUGGACAUCUUUGAACAUGAGGUUCUCAGUAAAAAAGCCAACAAGACUCGGCCGGCAUCAAUCAAACGGAACAACCGAGCACCAAUGCAUGACCUGAACACCCUUGAAGAGCUUGUCCAAGCAGAGACGGAGGAGGAGAACCUACUCGAUUCAUACUCCACACCAGCUAAGGCAGGUGCACAGAAGCGGGUGCUGACCACUCCAGAGCAGCCACAGUCAAAGAAGGUGUCCAUGAGCCGCAGUCCACGGCUCCUCUUCUCUCCAGCUUCCUUCUCUCCAAGCCCGAACCCAUCUCUGAAGUACAGUUCCAGAGCUAACCGCGGUGAAGUUGUUGUCUCGUUUGGUACGGCGCAGGGAGCCACGUGGCAAGGCAUGGGAGGCAGGAGUGCCACUGUUCAGCUGCUCCUCAUGCCUGAGGACUCGAUCAUCAAACGGUUCAAGUACAUGUUCCAGAAGCUGCGUGACAUCCGCGAUGUUCUCAAUGACAGGAUAGAAGAUCUGAGUCAGGUUUUGACAGAUCAUUACAACAUCGAGGAUAUCCAAUCAGUGGCUAUGCCUGCUCAGGAAUCGGUAACGUUCCUGGGGCAGAUCGCGUGCGACAGCAAUGGCAAACUCAAUGCAAAGUCAGUGAUUUUACAGGGAGACCUGAAACAUUCAGCAGGAAUGCAAGUGCCAGUAGAUCUGUCAGAGCUGAAGGAGUUCUCUCUCUUUCCUGGCCAGGUGGUGGCUCUGGAGGGAACAAACAGCACCAGCCGAUGUAUCGUGGCUUCCCGGCUCUACGAGGGUGUGCUCCUGCCUUUCUACAAACCAGAGGAGUCGCUUGAAGGUUUGGAGCAGCAGAUGGUUCUUGUGGCCUGUGGACCCUUCACCACCUCGGACAGCAUCACCUAUGACCCUAUGCUGGAUCUGAUAGAUGUCAUCAAUAGGGACCAACCCGAUGUCUGCAUACUGCUGGGGCCGUUUGUGGAUGUCAGACACCAGCAGAUAGAGAGUUGUCAGCUGACAGUGACCUACCAAGAGGUUUUUAAACAGUGCAUGAAAGGAAUCGUGGAAGGAACGAGGGGCUCAGGGUCUCAUCUUGUGGUCGUGCCAUCACUGAGGGAUGUUCACCAUGAUUUUGUGUAUCCUCAGGCGCCAUUCCACUGCUUUGAGCCGUCUAAGGAAGACAAGGAGCGUGUCCAUUUUGUUUCCGAUCCUUGCACAUUGAACAUCAACGAGGUAGUCUUUGCUGUGACUUCAACUGAUGUUCUCUUUCAUAUGGGAGCAGAGGAGAUUAACAGUCCCCCUGGCGGAUCAGACCGAUUUACGAGAAUCCUCAAGCACAUUCUGACCCAGCGAAGUUACUAUCCUCUGUACCCGCCUGCGGAGGAGAUCAACGUAGAUUAUGAGUGUCUGCAGUUGUAUGCGCAGCUCCCUGUUACUCCUGAUAUUUUAAUUGUGCCUUCUGAGCUGCGGUAUUUUAUUAAGGAUGUUCUGGGUUGCAUCUGCGUCAACCCUGGGAGGUUAACCAAGGGCCAGGUUGGUGGGACCUACGGGCGCCUGUUUGUACACAAACGGAGUAGUGAACAGGUGGAUCGACAGACUCCCUGCGUGGCUGCACAAGUGGUGAAAAUCUGACCCUCCCGAGGCAGGUGGACUUUUUCAUCCCACAAUCCCAAAUUUGGGAGAUUCCCUGGGCCGUAGCAGAAAUGCCUUACUGAGAGGUUCCUCACUGCUGGGCACGGUAUUGGGAUUCCUCCCUGGACCAUGCAGCAAAACUUGGAGAGUUCAUUACAGAUCAAGGCACUUUAUUUGCCUAAUACUAAGGACUUGAUCAAACAAGACCAAAUUAGCUCCAUCUAUUUUUCUCUUUCUUUCUUUC